CAGCUACUGCCGCAUCCCUUCUCUCCCUCUUUAGUCAAUAUAGCAGCAUCUAUUUUGCCUGGCCCCUCGCUCGCUCGCCCGCCCGCCUCUCUCCGCGCCUGGGGUUUGUGCCACUGCGGUUUGGAUCCAGAGAGAGAGAGCGAGACAGAGAGAUCCACCGGGGAGAAUUAAAGAGGCAGCGCGCCAGCGUUGAUUUCCCCCCCUUUUUCCCCCAGUGGGGAGGGGGAAGGACUUUAAGUUUGCUAGAAACCCAGGAAGAGGACGAUUUCCCCUCCUCUCCCCCUUCGCCUUCCUGCCUUCCUCCUCUUCCCUCUUCCUCCCCCUCCCUCCCCCCCGAAGGCAACCACCGGGACCCCCCAUCCUCCCCAAGAUGCUCUCUCCGGCUUGCAAUGUCUUAAUCCUCCUGGGGUCUUUCCUGAUCGCCACCAGCCAAGGGACCCUGUCUCACGAUCGGAGCCAGCCAACGACGUCAAAUGAAAUCGUGGUCGCAGGCUCCAAGGUGCUCCUCCGGUGUGAAGUGGAAGACCCUGAUGACUCCUCCCUACAGUGGUCCAAUCCUGCUCAACAGACGCUCUACUUUGGGGAGAAACGAGCGCUGAGAGAUCUCCGCAUCCAGCUGGAGAGGUCUACGCCCAACGAGCUGACCAUCAGUAUUGACAAUGCGACUCUGGCAGACGAGGGCGAGUACACCUGCUCCAUUUUCACCAUGCCUGUGCGGACCGCCAAGGCCACCGUCACUGUGCUGGGAAUCCCGCAAAAACCCCAGAUCUCUGGAUACUCAGAUCCUCUUAAAGAAGGAGACGUGGCCCAGCUGACGUGCUACUCUUCAGGCAGCAAGCCGGCUGCUAAGCUCCGGUGGCAUAAGGGGGAUAAGCUGCUGUCAGCUGAAACUUCGGAAGCGGAAGAAGAUGCUAACGGGAAGACGUUCACGGUCACCAGCCGCGUAGAAUUCACCGUCGGGAAAGAGGACAAUGGCGUGGAGGUCACCUGCACAGUUGACCACGAGUCCCUGCAGAACUCCGACAAAUCCACCUCCCAGAAGCUAGCAGUCUUUUACAAGCCAACAGCUGAAAUCAAAUCGUAUCCCGACAGCCCACGAGAAGGACAAAAUCUGAGGCUGCGCUGCGAUGGACGAGGCAACCCAAUCCCUCAGGAAUACAAGUGGGAGAAGCAGGGGGCUCAGGCGCCCCUAGCCGAGGCCCAAGACAACGUCCUCAUCUUUGACAGUCUGAACAAAAGCGACAGCGGGACCUACAUCUGCUAUGCCUCAAGCAUUAUGGGUAUCUCCACGGCAAUAUACAACCUGAAUGUUCAUGAUGCAAGCCCAAUGACCCACAGUGGGAGCACGUACCACGCCAUCAUUGGGGGAAUAGUGGCUGUCAUUGUCUUCCUGCUCCUUAUCCUCCUCAUUGUUCUGGGACACUACCUGAUCCGGCACAAAGGUACCUAUCUGACCCAUGAGGCCAAAGGCUCGGACGAUGCCCCAGACGCAGACACAGCCAUUAUCAACGCCGAGGGCGGUCAAACUGGUGGGGAUGACAAGAAGGAGUAUUUCAUCUGAGUGGGGAGGGUGGGGCCUGGCGGCCGGGCAGCAGGGGGGAGGAGGAGGAGGAGGAGGAAGUGGUGGAUCGGAACCCAACCUCGACUGAAUGACAACAGAACCCACCCAACCAAUAUGUCAAAGGAAUUUCUCUCACGCCCAGGAAGGAAUGGACGGACAGACAGAGGGAUGAUGGUGGGGGACCGAGAUCGGCGAUGGGACAGAGGAGGAACGAGAGAGAGAGAAAGAAGAUCAGCUUGGCUCACAAUGCUUCUUUGAACUUGUAUAAAACAUUGUUACUAAACGGGGGGGACACACACCCGAACAUUGAGAACCCCUCAAAACCCCUUGUUCCUGCUUGCUUGUACCUACAUAUCUGCGGCUGCCAAAAUCGCACUAAACACAGACCUGGAGAGUGA
This is a messenger RNA of Lacerta agilis (Sand lizard), 1959 nucleotides long. It is a transcript of the gene CADM3, whose product is annotated as cell adhesion molecule 3. The record is from RefSeq and is a predicted model, not a curated record. Bases 371 to 1561 code for a protein of 396 amino acids. Lineage: Eukaryota; Metazoa; Chordata; Lepidosauria; Squamata; Lacertidae. Gene Ontology annotation, cellular component: presynaptic membrane. The transcript is spliced from 9 exons. Gene Ontology annotation, biological process: homophilic cell-cell adhesion.